This is a messenger RNA of Cotesia glomerata, 3280 nucleotides long. RefSeq lists its product as uncharacterized. Gene Ontology annotation, molecular function: oxidoreductase activity, acting on paired donors, with incorporation or reduction of molecular oxygen; iron ion binding; monooxygenase activity. Lineage: Eukaryota; Metazoa; Arthropoda; Insecta; Hymenoptera; Braconidae. The coding region runs from base 81 to 3170 and encodes 1029 amino acids. The record is from RefSeq and is a predicted model, not a curated record. The transcript has 10 exons.
AAUCGCUUCGUGCAUUAUUUAUUGAAGAAGAUAAAAUUUAUUGAAAAGUAUCAAAACUGCAAUCGGAUAGUUAAAAAUUAAUGAUAGACUACAAAAUCGUAACAAUGGCUUUCUUUACAAAGUACUGGAUGUUGGAUAUUUUAAUCAUAGUGUUUGGACUGACAGUGGCCGCGUAUUUGUACAUGACGCGAAAGUUCAAGUACUGGAAAAAACGGGGUGUAGUUGAAAUUCCUCCUACUGCAUUUGUUGGGAAUUACGGCGAGUGUUUGAUGAACAAGAAGAAUCCUGGAGAAUGGUUGAAAGAAAUGUACGUCGAAGGUUCUGGGUUGCCUUACAUAGGAUUCUAUGUUUUUGAUAGGCCCUUCUUCUUGAUACGCGACCCCAAGCUCGUCAAACAGGUACUCGUCAAAGAUUUCAACUGUUUCAAUGACAGAUUCAUCACUGCAAGUCCUCACGAUUCGAUUGGUGAUGCCAAUUUAUUUUCUAUAAAAAAUCCUAGAUGGAAACUUUUGAGGUCCAAGCUUACGCCGAUUUACACGUCGGGCAGGUUGAAGAAGAUGUUCGAAUUGAUGAAUGUUGUUGGCGAAGAAUUGGAAGCUCUUAUGGAGUCGCUUAAUUUUGAAGAAAAAGGAAAAACUUUAGAACUAAAAGAUUUGUGUGCGAGAUUUACAACUGACUUAAUUUCAACAACAGCAUUUGGAAUAAAAACCAACUGCCUGAAGAACCCCGACGCUGAAUUUCGGAAAAAAGGUCGUAAGAUGUUCGAAGUUACAAUGAUCCGCAACUUCGAACUUACUUCCCUCUUUUUCGCUCCGCAAUUCGUAACACCUUGCAGAAUAAAAUUUGUGCCGGAAGAAAAUACAAAAUUCUUCCGAAAGAUAGUCUGGGACGUGAUCGCUGAAAGAGAGCGUUCGGGUGAGACAAGAGGGGACCUUAUUGAUCUUCUGAUGGAGUUGCGAAAGAACAAGGCCAAGGUUUUCGAAGAUAAACUCGAAUUUGAUGGUGAUAUGUUGGUGGCCCAAACAAUAGUAUUCUUCAACGCCGGUUUUGAACCAACUUCUUCAGGUCUCAGCUUCACUUUGUACGAACUUGCUCUGCAACCGGAAAUUCAGGACAGGGUGCGCGCUGAAAUUGUUGAAGGGCUGGAAGGAACCAAUGGAAAAGUUACUUAUGAUUUGAUCACCAGCUUACCUUAUCUAGAUAUGGUUGUCGCGGAAACAUUGAGGAUGUAUCCUACGUUGCCUUUCUUGGAUCGAGUUCCGAAUCAAAACUACCAGGUUCCCGAUUCUGAUAUUGUUCUAGAAAAAGGAACUCCAGUGUUCAUUUCUGUCAAGGGGUUACACUUUGACCCUCAAUAUUUUCCGAAUCCAGAAAAAUACGAUCCCGAAAGAUUUUCAGAGGCGAAUAAGAAAAUGAUACCACCGUGUACUUAUUUGCCUUUUGGAGACGGACCACACAAUUGCAUAGGCAUGCGAAUUGGAUUACUUCAAGUAAAGCUUGGUCUUAUAAAAUUGUUGUCCAAAUAUGAAUUUACACCUUGUGAAGAAACUUUGAUACCCAUGCGAUUGAGUCCUAAAGCUCUGUUCAUAGUCUCUGAAGGCGGCGUGUACUUAAAUGUUAGAAAAAUAUCAUUAUUCCUUACAAUGGGAUUUUUUGCGAGAUCCUGGAUUUUGGACCUUUUAGUUUUAGUGAUAGGACUGAUAAUUCUCGCUUAUUUGUACAUGACGCGUAAAUUCAAGUACUGGAAAAAUCGCGGAGUUUUUGAAUUAACGCCUACUGCGUUUGUUGGAAAUUUCGGGGACUGUUUGAUGACCAAAAAGAACGCCGGCGAGUGGCUGAAAGAUAUGUACGAUAAAGGUUCCGGUCUGCCUUUUAUUGGAUUUUAUGUUUUUGACAGACCGUUCUUGUUAAUACGCGACCCAAAACUGCUGAAGCAAAUAUUAGUGAAGGACUUUCACGCUUUUAGCAAUAGAUUUGUCUCAGCGAGUCCUCAUGAUCGCAUCGGUGACGCAAAUUUGUUCAUUAUAAAAAAUCCCCAGUGGAAAUUAGUGCGAACUAAGCUGACCCCGAUUUACACUUCAGGAAAAGUAAAAAAAUUGUUCGAGUUGAUGGACGUUGUCGGGGAUGAUCUGCUUACAUUGAUGGAGUCUCAUAAUUUGGAAGGAAAUGGAAAAGAAUUGGAAUUAAAAGACUUGUGUGCGAGAUUUACUACAGACAUGAUUGCAACAACCGCGUUUGGCAUUAGAGCUAACUGUCUCAAUGAUCCAAAAGCUCAGUUCCGAGAGUGUGGACGCAAAAUGUUUGAAACUUCUUUUAAGCGGAAUUUUGAGAUUCUCUCGAUACUUUUUCUGCCCCAGUUGCUUAAACUUUUUAAGAUCGAAUUUUUUCCAAAAGAGACUGCUGAUUUUUUGAGAAAUACUUUGUGGGAAGUUAUUAGGGAAAGAGAACGGCAGAAUUUUCAAAGGGGAGAUUUAGUUGAUUUGUUGAUUGAGUUGCGCAAUAACAAAACUGAAAUAUUUAAAGACGAAUUUGAUUUUGACGGAGAUAAUUUACUAGCCCAGGCAGCAGUAUUCUUCAACGCGGGUUUCGAAACGAGUUCAUCGGCUUUGAGCUUCACAUUGUACGAAAUAUCUCUUCAGCAAAAAAUUCAGGAUCGAUUGCGUGCAGAAAUAAUGGAAGGAUUUGAAAAAACAGAUGGAAAAGUCACCUACGACUUGGCUUCAAGCUUGCAGUAUUUAGAUAUGGUCAUCUCCGAAACACUGAGAAAGUAUCCUCCGCUGCCAGUAUUAGACCGCGUUGCUACUGAAGACUAUAAAAUUCCUGACUCAAAUCUCGUUCUCAAAAAAGGAACACCCAUUAUGGUUCCCAUGCUGGGCUUGCAUUACGACCCAAAGUACUUUCCAAAUCCUGAAAUUUACGAUCCCGAGCGAUUUUCGGAAGCUAACAAGAAGAAAAUUCUACCUUGCACUUACUUACCUUUUGGAGAAGGUCCUCAUAAUUGCAUUGGUAUGAGAAUUGGAUUGCUUCAAACGAAAGUUGGUCUGAUUAAGUUAUUGUCUAAAUAUGAAUUCACUCCUUGUAAGAGGACUUUAAUACCAAUGCGUCUUAGCAAAAAAGCGGUGAUGAUAACUGCUGAUGGGGGUAUAUAUUUACAAGUCAAAAAACUUUGAAUUAUUAAUUUCAUUUUAUGAAAAUCUCCAUGUUUUUUAAUUUAUUAAAAAAGAAGAAAUUGUAUUUUAAUAAUUUUAUGAUUGCAAAAAAUAUUUUUUCAUGCAAAUAA